Messenger RNA from Protopolystoma xenopodis, 321 nucleotides. The record is from the annotation of a GenBank genome assembly. NCBI's taxonomy places the organism in Eukaryota, Metazoa, Platyhelminthes, Monogenea, Polystomatidea, Polystomatidae.
AUGAAUAUUCUCUUUUUAAAGGGUCAUAAGUGGUCAGUGGAUGUCCGACAACUUCCCGUCCGACAAAAGUCUGUUCGUCCUACCUCUAUCCAACGUCCAGAGGAGUCUCGCUGCCUAUGGCAGGGUGUUACUGAGGCACUAAAAUGCAACGAUUUAAAAAUGGCUACUGACCGCAAACGCGAGUUAGAAGAGCGUCAACGAGUCUGCGAGAAGUUCCGUGCAGCCCAUCGACUCUCAUUUCCAGUGAAAUACUUUAUCUGGAACGGAGACAUUUGGAGUUAUAGAUCGGAUUUGCGUAUGCGAGAAGAGCUCGUUUCUUGA